Molecule: messenger RNA, 1128 nt
Organism: Didymosphaeria variabile
Lineage: Eukaryota; Fungi; Ascomycota; Dothideomycetes; Pleosporales; Didymosphaeriaceae
Exons: 2
Coding region: 1-1128 (375 amino acids)
Source: RefSeq, a predicted model, not a curated record
AUGGCUUCCUGGGCACAAACGACGCAAACGUCGCAAGCAAAAGAGCUCGUACAAUCAUCAGAGGUGCACCCGUGGCAAAAAAAAGUCGUUGAAAAGUGCAAGGCCAAAGGCAUUGAUCCACAGAGCAUCGCCGAAGCAUGUGGAAAGGCCGGAGUCAAAGACCUCUUACAGAAUGUCGACCAUGACGCUUCCACCCACCAGCAGCAUUCAAAAUAUCUUGGGCUUUCCUUCCCGCAGUAUAUGUGUCUCAUCGAGCUUCAAGACGAAAAAGGAAAGAACGCCGUUGAAAGGCUAGUGAAAGACAUCAUGAGCAUACCGCUGUACUACUUGUCCAAGGCCUCGCAAGACAUUGGUACGUUGCCCAACUAUCUUGUAGUCGUAAAGGCCGGUCGCCGCCAGAAGCGUCUUCGACUCGGACGCGAGCCACCCGAAGAGCACGCUCGCACGGUCGAUAGUAGCAAGGAGCAGAAGUUGUCGGUCCCCACGCCGGGAAAACUAUCCAAACUCUCACCUGUCAGUGAACUGCAGUCGGCGCAAAUGCUAGGUUUUGUUGGAACUGUCAAGAAGCGCAUCCUUGCGCGCAUCUGCGACCAGCGCUGUCACCACUACGUCCACAAAAAGCGUUUUCUGACGCAUGCGUUCAACGAUCACAAGGACCUCCUUCCUGACAUGACGCGCACGGUUUCGUGCUGCGAAGAACAGUACUAUGAUGCUAAGGAAUAUCUCGCUCAUAUCUGGGACACGCAUUCGGACGCAGUAAAUGGCGAAGCUGCUCUAGCAUCUAGACAUAGUUCGGCCACAGCUGCAAAUACGCCAUCGUUCUCAGGCAGCGAUGCCUUUGUCACUGCAUGCAACGCCGGAACCGCGUCUCUGCUGCAUGGGAACAAACCGCCUGGAGAACGCAAAGAAGCUACUGCAAACCCGCAACAAAGCUUUGCGACGACUGCAGGCGCAGCACCGUUCUCUGAUCUGAUAACUUUCCCCCAAGGUAACCAAGAAAACAACAGGGGCGUCGAUUGGAUUGGAUCGCUCAAUGAUGGCCCGACUGUUUUCGACUCGAUGGGGAAUUUUCAGCCAGACCUCCUCAACGAUCUCAUGGAUAGAAAGGAGAACGAUCCAUUCCUCUAA